Molecule: messenger RNA, 3052 nt
Organism: Sinocyclocheilus grahami
Lineage: Eukaryota; Metazoa; Chordata; Actinopteri; Cypriniformes; Cyprinidae
Product: actin-binding LIM protein 3-like
Exons: 20
Coding region: 533-2212 (559 amino acids)
Biological process (GO): cilium assembly; cytoskeleton organization; lamellipodium assembly
Cellular component (GO): stress fiber; actin cytoskeleton
Molecular function (GO): actin filament binding
Source: RefSeq, a predicted model, not a curated record
CAAAUCCGCCGCAGGCGACAAGACAAAAACACUGCGCUGCCAUUAUAAUCAACGAAUCUGUCUCCUCCAGCGCUGUCCGCGCUUGCAGAAUAGAUGUGUUGUGAGGAAACACGCUGCUCCGCGCUCGCUGACGUCACCCCGGCGAGCGCUUCCAUAGAUGCGAGCGCGAGAGUACAGUGACAGCGCCUCGUUCACUGUACGCAACACUGAGUGAAUCUCAGGCUACACGCGAGAAACGGCAGCAUAUCAUGGAAUGUGACUAGGCAACAUUCCGCUUUAUUUGAAGCCGGCUGUCAGCCCUGCACUCACCGUUCCCAUUAUUACCAAGUGAUCACUGCCCUCCUGUGUGAUCCGGGAAUCACACUGGGAGCUUUAAUAUUUUUGUUAAUUAUUCCUCGAGUUUCUAUCCCACUCUAACGGUUCGACUCUGACUUCAAGCUGAGGAUCAAUAACUGGAUUUCAUCGGUGGAACAAUAGGUGACUGCUGCUGUCUGGAUAUUACAUUUUACUCUUGGAUUAUUGUCUCAGCAUCAUGAGUACGAGUGUACCCUAUCAGCAAAGCUCAUGCAGCAGUGAACGGAGCUCCGGACCAAUCCACUGCUUUCGCUGCCGGGAGGUGUGCAAAGGAGAGGUGGUACGAGUGCAGCAUGUCCACUUCCACAUCAAAUGCUUCACCUGCCAAGUGUGUGGCUGUGAUUUGGCACAUUCCGGAUUCUUCCAGAAGAGUGGCGAGUACAUCUGCACAGCAGACUACCAGCGCCUGUAUGGCACAAAGUGUGACAGCUGUGGGGACUUUAUCUCAGGGGAGGUGGUCUCUGCCCUGGGCCGCACAUAUCAUCCACAGUGUUUUGUGUGCAGUGUGUGCAGGAAACCUUUUCCAAUUGGGGACAGAGUGACGUUCAGUGGUAAAGAAUGUGUCUGUCAGCAGUGUUCCCUCAAGCUGGUUAAUUCCAAUGAGCCAAUCAAAAUCCACGGGCCCAGUCACUGUGCAGGUUGUAAGGAGGAGAUCAAACAGGGUCAAUCUCUGCUGGCGUUAGAGAAACAGUGGCACGUCAGCUGCUUCAGGUGUCAGACCUGCGGCCUGGUCUUGACGGGAGAGUACAUUAGCAAAGACGGCAUUCCUUACUGUGAGUCAGACUACCAUGCCCAGUUUGGGAUAAAGUGUGAAACAUGCGACAGAUACAUCAGUGGACGUGUGCUGGAGGCUGGAGGGAAGCACUACCACCCCACUUGUGCUCGCUGUGCCCGCUGUCAGAUGAUGUUUACAGAAGGAGAGGAGAUGUAUCUCACAGGUUCAGAGGUGUGGCAUCCUGUGUGUAAACAAGCAUCUCGAGCAGAGAGGAAACUGAGACUCAGGCGCACAUCAGAAACCUCCAUCUCUCCACCAGGCUCCAGCAUUAGUUCACCCAGCAGAGUCAUAUGUGCAAAAAUGGAGAACGAGAUCCUUGAUUACAAAGACUUGGACAUGUAUGAUAGUAUGGACAUAAGGAUGAGAAGAUCCUCCAGUCCGGGGUACAUAGACUCCCCCACCUACAGCAGACAGGGCAUGUCUCCCAUCACGCCCCGCUCUCCACAGCACUACUACAGAUAUGGCACUGAGAGUGGCAGAAGUUCACCCUAUUGCAAUCAGCUAGAUGCCCGGUCCAGCACGCCCACCACAAACCAAGCUCCCAAGCAUUUCCAUGUGCCAGCCACAGGGGAGCCCAAUAUCUACAGGAAGCCUCCCAUCUAUAAGAGACAUGGUAUAGUGUGCUCCGCCUGCCCCGGCCUGUUUUCCCUCACACUCAGUCCUGAGGCUGUGUGGGCUCAUGGGAAAGAUGUGCUCAUUGAGCACUUUGAUGUGCCGUGUUUUAGUGUGGCUGCUCCUCGGACAAACUUUGCAGCAGAGAAUGACUACAUAUCCAAGUCAGCCUCUUUGCCCGGAUAUGGCAGGAAUGGAUUGCACAGGCCACAGAGUGCAGACUACUAUCAGUAUGACAGUGGCAGUGAAGUCAACUGGGGAAUCAGAGAGUACAAGAUCUACCCAUAUGAAGCACUUAUUGUGACCACUAGGGGGCGUAACAGGUUGCCAAAGGAUGCAGACCGGGCUAGAUUGGAGCGGCAUCUUUCCCCUGAGGAGUUCUAUGAGGUGUUUGGGAUGACAAUGGUGGAGUUUGACCGUCUGGCACUGUGGAAGAGGAACGAGAUGAAGAAACAAGCUCGGCUGUUCUAGUGUUCCUGUCCCACACACACACACAGAGAGAGAGAGACCUGAAUACCUGUUCCAGUCUAACUAAACAAACACAUCCUGUGUCUCAGACACAUAGUCAUGCCUGGACUGUACCUAGAAAUUGUGCAACUCUUUAUUGUGACAGAGGCAUAUAAAUGAUCAGACAGGCUAAAAUACCUGACAAAGGAAAACAUAAAUAAAUAACAUGAUACACAGAAUGGUGGGAACAUUUUAGUUUUGACUUGAGUGUAAAGUGAACACAUUUCAUUUUGUUUCUGAAUGACAAAUCUAAGGAAUCAGGAUUCCUUAUUCAAGGAUUUUGAAUUUUGCCUUAUGUUCUCUAUUAAUUUAUGCACCAGCAAAGUGAGUGAACAGAAUGUAAAUAUGAUUAAUACAACCUUAAUGAGAGUGGAUGAAUCAUCUAAUGUCAUCCAUCAAGUACAUUAUUAAGUAAUAUUUAAUUUAAAGGUUAUAAAAUAAUAUUUUUCAGUCCUUUUAUUUCACUGUUAUUCAAGGACUACAUAAGCUUAGAUGGGCUGAAAUAAGCGAUGAUUUGCUUGACAAUGAAUACCAAAGUCUGACUGUUAUUUGUGAAGUUAGCAGAUGAAAUUGAGCACUACGGUGCUGUCCUUUGUUCAGGUCAUUUCCAAGGAGUAACGAAUACUGAAUGUACACUUUUAAGAAGACUUUAGGAUUAUUAGAGUUAAUAUUGAUGAAACAUUCAUUGUAAAUUGUGAUGGUAGAAAUACAUAUGGCUUGUGUCUGAUACGGAUGAAGACAAAACAGAUAAGAAUUAAGGUGCAAUGUUUUUUCUUUCUUUUUUUUCUUUUCUUUUUUGAAAUG